Messenger RNA from Ruditapes philippinarum (Manila clam), 3463 nucleotides. Its product is annotated as bis(5'-adenosyl)-triphosphatase enpp4-like. The record is from RefSeq and is a predicted model, not a curated record. The coding region runs from base 167 to 1672 and encodes 501 amino acids. Lineage: Eukaryota; Metazoa; Mollusca; Bivalvia; Venerida; Veneridae. The transcript has 4 exons.
CAAGUUAAUUGUGCUUACAUCAUGGAAAAAUGUAAACAAAAAAUUCAGAAUUAUCAUUUAUACAUUUAAAGUUAAAUCAUAAAUGUCUGAAUAUACAAUCCAGCUGAUAUAACAGUUAAGACAUUCUGUAAUAAGAAACUUUUUGUUAGUUUAUUAAUCAACAAAAAUGGUUUCCUUUGAAAUUGGAUGCAAUUUUAUAUUCAUUUUAAAGAAAUCAUUUACACUGAAAUAUUUUAAAUCACUUUGCCUUGUUGUCUUCCUGGGUGUUUUUCAAUCAGUCUCAGCUAGAAGUGCAAACAGAUUGUUGGUCAUAUCAUUUGAUGGUUUUAGAUGGGAUUAUAUCCAUAAAGCAAACAACUUGACAAGUUUUCACAGGAUGAUAAAUGAUGGCGGAUGGGCAAUUCAUGGCAUAAAAAAUACAUUUCUGACUAAAACGCUUCCAAAUCAUUUUACAAUUGCAACUGGUCUUUAUGAAGAAUCUCAUGGUGUAGUUGGCAAUGUUAUGUAUGAUCCUGCAUUCAAAGAAACAUUCCAUGGUUGGCUUGACAAAGAUGCCCGUGAUUCAAAAUGGUGGGAUAAUGGUGGAGAACCAAUAUGGGUAACAAAUCAGAGGCAAGAUACUCAACACAGGUCAGGUGUUUUAGCUUGGCCAGGAGGUCUCGCAAUAGUCAAAGGAAUUUUAGCUUACAAAACUGAGUCAGCAUUUGAUGGCUUGACAAUGAAGGAAAGAGCCAAGAAAAUGAUUAAAUGGUUCAAAGAUGAUUAUCCAAUAAAUCUAGGCCUGUAUUAUGAAAAUGAGCCUGAUGAAACAGGCCAUGCAUUUGGUCCUGACUCAAAAGAAGUUCUGAGUAAAAUAUAUCAGCUGGAUAACUUAUUGGGAGAUAUUUUAUAUGACUUGGAAGACAAUAAAUUACUAGAAACUACCAACAUUAUUGUUACCAGUGACCAUGGGAUGACACCCACACCAGUUAAGAAUGAUACCUUAAAGAUCAAUUUAGAUGAUUACAUUAGUUUGAAUUCCUAUAACAUCACAUCAAAGAAUCCUGUGGCUGGAAUAUUUCCUGCAUCUAAAGAGUUGGAAGAUGAGAUUUUCCAAAAUUUAUCAAGAAUUCCUCAUGCUCAUGUUUACCGCAAGAAGGAUAUUCCACCAGAGUACCAUUAUACAAAUAAUCGUAGAAUCCCAGCGAUUAUCCUUGAGCCUGAGGAACAUUACUGGAUAUCAUACAAUGGCUCGGCUGGAGUUAAUGGAGAACAUGGCUACAACAACAGUUUAACCAGUAUGCAUCCUUUCUUCAUUGCCAUGGGUCCGGAUUUCAAGCCGGGAGCAAAAGUUGAUACAUUUGACAAUGUUGACAUAUAUCCACUCAUGUGUAAAUUAUUACAAUUGAAACCGGCACCGAACAAUGGGUCAUUAGAAAUAGUUUCUAAGCUGCUAGUAAAUAGAGACAGUUCAGGGUCAUCAACAUUUGGUGUCUACAUAUUGAUAUUACUGCUGAUAGGUUUAGUUGGUGGUAUAUUUGGGGUCGCCGUGUGUCAGGCCCACAGGGAACAUAGGCGUAGGAGACUGGCGGUCUCUAGCUUCUCGUUACCACACAGCUUUAGAUACUCCAAAUCUGAUAGAAUGCCAUUGAUGACCAACUCUUCAGAUGAUGAUUUUAAUGAUGAAUCUUAGUGUUUUAGCAAUGUUAUCAUAGUUGUUAUAUCAUAGUUGUUAUAUCAGUUUUACCUAGGUUUUCUGACAGGUUUUUGGAUUGGUGAAUGUCAGUGGGCGGGUUAACUUUCAGCUGGGCUGUAGAAUAACUUUUGUGUCCAACUUUUAUUAUAUGAACAUUUUAUUCUCAAGGGUUUAAAUCAAACUUUGACAGAAUUAUUAAAAAUUGUUGUCAAGGGCCAUGAGGCAUAUUUCCAGAUAUUAUGAAUUGAUUGUUGAUAUGUUAUGUAAUUUUUGCAUUAAACCUGGCUUUUUAACUUGUUUUCAAAAUGUAAAUAUGUGUUCACUUUUUAGUCCCCUACAGGUUUAACCGGAGGGGACUUUACCUUUACUCUCCAUCCGUCUGUCCGUCCACAAAACUGGAUCCCGUGAUAACUUAAAAAAUACUAAAAAUAUUUUUAUGAAACUUGAUAUAUGGAUAGAUUUCUGAUUUUUACGCUUUUUCACUAUAACUUCUUUAUAUCUUAAGGUAUUUAUCUAAGUCGACAGAAAAAUGAAUUCAUUUGAAAUAAACAGGGAAGGUUAAAAAAAGGUUAAGCGUAUUUGCUUUGUUUCGAAAGAAAAGGGAAUAUUUGUUUGUUGGCAACAAUACAUGUACUACAUAUUUUACUUUGCAUAAAGGUAAUUUCAGAAGCAAACAAAUUUCCAUAUGAUAUCAGAUGUACACACAAGUUCUGUCACUUAUUUAGAAAUCACUUUAAUUUAUCAGUACUCCAUUUUUCCUGUCUUUCAUAUUUCUGAAUCUAGCUAUUGCUUUAUACAGCUGUUUUUCAAUUUUGAUAGGUUGUCAUACCCAGUAUGAAGUAUUCUUAGAAUUUUGUCAAGGGUCUCGCGAUUCAGAUUCAUGCAGCUAAAGAGGGAUUUUUUUAAUUUUAUUAAUUGGGUAAAAAUGUACACGUAUACACUUGAGGAUGGAAACAAGGCUGAAUUAUGGCCUUAAAAAUUGUGAAAUGAAAGUCCAAUAUGAAUAUGUAUUUGAAGACUGAGGAUGAGGUUUUAUGUCUGGUGCAAUAAUAUAUCUUUGGUGAAAGACCUUAGGUCCUUGGAUCCCUAUUGUUGCUCAGAAUGACUGUGAUUUUUAAUGUUUUUUUUUACACUUUAAAGCAGGUCUCAUUUCAAAAGUGAAAUCUGCCCAUGUAUAAUAGAGCAUUAUGCAUGAAGAUAUAUGGAUUUUCUUAUCAAACUUAUUUUUAAUGACCUCUUCAAAAACUAAAGUUAUUAAUCUUCUUAAAGUCCCACCUUUGGUCAAAUAAAUGCUAUUAACAGUACAAUAUUUUUUAAAUUUGCUUGAUCACUGGAAGAAAGUUUUCAGAAAAUAUAUUGCUGAUAAAAUAAUGAUUGUAUUUUUUAUGCCUUCAUCAUUGUACUUUGUAAUUUAUGUUGAGAUCAUAAUAGCAAAUAUAUUCAUGUACAAUGCAUGCAGAGCUUUUGUACAAUAAUUGCUUUAUAAGAAUACAUGUACAUGUAUAUUCCUGACAUAAUUUGUCUCUCUGCCUUCUCACAUAAAUUAUUUGCAGACCAAGAUGUUUUGUGUAUAUUCAGAUAUAGAUAAAAAUAUAAAGAAAUCAUAUUCCACUUUUUGUAUGCAUGUGCUUUAAUCCCUAUUUUUCCAGAUUUGUACAACUCACCAUUCCAAUGCAAAUAGUACAUACAUUUGUCUGAAACAAGUGAAAAGAUUUUGUAUAAGCCAGGCUGACUCAAUUUGAUGUUAUAAGUGAGCGGCGUCAUGACAAAACCAACAUAGUGUGUUUG